Molecule: messenger RNA, 2524 nt
Organism: Penaeus monodon (black tiger shrimp)
Lineage: Eukaryota; Metazoa; Arthropoda; Malacostraca; Decapoda; Penaeidae
Product: 5-hydroxytryptamine receptor 1D-like
Exons: 13
Coding region: 629-2524 (631 amino acids)
Biological process (GO): neuropeptide signaling pathway
Cellular component (GO): membrane
Molecular function (GO): neuropeptide receptor activity
Source: RefSeq, a predicted model, not a curated record
GAGAGACGAGCCCAUCGGCUGGUCAAUGGUCGGGAACAGAAAACGGGAAUCUUUAGAGACCGCUGGAGUAUUUAUUCAUCUAUUUAUUUUAACAAAACAUGAUUAAUUUUUUAAGUCUUAUGAAGAUUUUUAGCGUGAACGAUUGAAAUGAUUUAUUUAAACAGAGAAUCUUAUCAUUUUUUCGUAAUUAUGUGACUGCUUUCCCUAUUUAACUGAGGAAUUUUAGAAUGUUUUUUGGCUAUUAUUUUGAUUACAUGACAAAUAGAACAGAAGUGUCAUUGAAACGUAAUUAAACAUUUACAAAACGUUUGUAUAUGAGAAAAGUCAGUCAUAAAGUGAAUGUCAUUAGUAAAAAGUGAGUUGAUGAUGCAUAACAGAAAAUAAUGGUGAAACAAGAACGCGAUAAACUUUUGAAUUAAUUGCAAAUUCGAACAUGUGAUCGAAACGGAUAACAGACGUAAACAGAUAUAAUAAAAAAAAAAAUCCAGAAACAAAAGAUAAAAAAAAAACGAAUAAAUCAAACAUAAACUAACACAUUAACAAAAAAAGAAAGAAAAAGAAAAAAAAACAAAUACACACGAGAACCAAAAAAAAGGUAAACAAACCCCCGAAACAAAAGCGAAACGCCAUGAUGAAGCAGCUCGACCAAACCGAAGUCCAGCGCCUUCCGGACAAACUCCUUGGCCAAAUCAUCCACAAUCUCCAAGCUUUUCCCAACGAGACGGUUGAUUUCCGACAGCCUCAUCUCCGUCAGUCCUUAGCCGAGGUUUUCCCACUCUUUCUGGUCCUUUAUGGCUUGCUGGUGAUCCUAGGAACAUCCGGAAACGUGGCCAUGAUUCUACACAUCCUAAGGGGGCGUGUGUAUAAAGACCCCACCUACGCCUACGUCAUGAACAUUGGCGUGUGUAAUGUGGUCAUGAGCGUGGUCCUCCUGCCCGUCUCGUUGGCUAUUCUCCUCAUUCAGAACUGGAUCUUUGGGAGUUUCCUGUGCUACUUCGUGCCCAUGUUGCAGGACAUCCCCAUGCACGCGACGAUGGCCACGAUGGUGUUCAUAGCAGUGGACAGGUACCGUAUUAUCUUCACGCCCACGAAGCCACGCCUACCUCCCUUCGCGUCCGUCGUAGCCGUGUGGAUUUUGUCCGUGUGUGUGGUGCUGCCCUACGCCGUCUACAUGAACUAUAUUGAUUUGCAGACCUUAUUCGGACCGCAGUUUGAGGGCGUGGGAAUCUGCACAGUUAACCUGACGGACGAAAUAACAGAAUACAUCCGGGGUCUCUUCGUUGUCCUCUACGCCUUCCCCUUGGCCCUUAUCGCCUUCCUGCACGUGAGAGUGAGCAGCGAGAUGAAGAGCAGAGAAGCUCCAGUGAACAUGGUGUCGCUAGAUGGGCGUCCCAGGAGGUCUCAGCCAGAUGUUUGGAGUGUCCAGGAUGACAGGCAGGCGUCGAGCCUCCCUCGCUCUCCCCGAAACCAACACCCGUCUUUCUCCUGCCGCAGCGGAUGGCGCCCGAACGAAGCCCUGGACGGCCAGGGGCGUCCCGACGGCGGAGCGGGCGGCGCUUUCCUCUUCCAUCACGACGCCCAACACCGCUCUCCCUACUACACACCCACGCCCACGCCCAAAACCACGCCCACGCGCCUCGGAGGACGGGCCAGGGAGGCAGCAGAAGGGGACUUGGACGUGGCGAGGGAGAAGAGGAACCAGAGAUACCUGACGACGAUGGUCAUCGCUUUCGGCCUCUGCCUCUGCCCCCUCAUGACGCUCAGAAUGGUGAAAAACAUGGUCCUGGAGACGUACGAUAACUCUGGUCUCUUCGACAUUACUUUCAUCAGCUUCGUGUGGAUGGCUUUUCUGCCCACCGUCACUACCCCCGCUGUCUUCGCCCUCUGGAGGAUGAGCAGACUACAACAGGUAGCCAAGUUUUAUAAGUUGUUUCUCGAGAGAAACUGCAGUAUUAAUAAUGAAGCAACAUCUCUCCCUGUUAUAAAGGGUCUUGCUUCUAGUGCGUUGUCACACUGUACAAAGAAAUCCCAGAGUACCAAGAAUGUAACAAUCUCUUCCUUGUUCCGAGCAAAACAUGUGCAAUGGUAUAAACACAGUAUUGCUACUGUGCAACUUUAUGCGGUGAUUCUGGCGCAACGUACCUUUGAAACUAUAUUCCUGAUUACAGUUCCAUUUUGUUUGAUCUACUGCAUUUCUCCUAAAGGUGCUCAUAUAUCCAUUCGUAUGACCUUUGACCUUUCUGCAGUUGGUGGGAAAGACUCCACAUGUAACGUCCAGGUCUUUGGAAUGCAGAUAAACGUAACUAAGUCUGUAUUGCAUCUAUCAUGGUUGGCUCAGUUGCAGAUAUUCCUUAGAAGUGAUGCAGAUCAGUUGUAUGCAACUAAGGCCGUAUUGCAUCCGUCGCGGUUGGCUCAGCUGCAGAGGCCUGCUUCGGACAUUGAAGUACAUGAUGGCGGGCCUCCUCAGGUGCGCGAGUUCACCUGCGCCGUCCUCAGUCCGCGGGAGUUGUUGGAAAACCUCUAA